Syngnathoides biaculeatus (alligator pipefish) is the source of this 1023-nucleotide messenger RNA. It is a transcript of the gene mpg, whose product is annotated as N-methylpurine DNA glycosylase. NCBI's taxonomy places the organism in Eukaryota, Metazoa, Chordata, Actinopteri, Syngnathiformes, Syngnathidae. The record is from RefSeq and is a predicted model, not a curated record. Gene Ontology annotation, biological process: base-excision repair. The transcript has 3 exons. Bases 136 to 990 code for a protein of 284 amino acids. Gene Ontology annotation, molecular function: DNA binding; alkylbase DNA N-glycosylase activity.
AGAGCAAACCGUUUUUGUCAUACUUCCUGUAUGUACUUCCGGGUUUGAACCACCUCGUUCAAUUAUCCUUAAUCGUAACAGAUCAGCAGGGAAAUAACGCUUUACUUUUCCCCAAACAAGGAAAAUGUCACGUCUAUGCGACGCACAAUGACAGAGAAUAAAAGAAAAGUGCCGUCGCGGAAAGCAAAUCAACGCGCGAGUGAAGGCGAGCUUGCCGUUGAGCCCAAACAACGGAAGCAGGACGAGCGGACGGCGGUGCUAAGCGUUUGUUUCGGUGGCGGUCGCAAUGCUGAGCCCAGCAGGAGACUCGGGGAGGAUUUCUUCACACAACCUUGCGUCGCUUUGGCCAAAGCUUUCCUCGGCAAGGUGCUGGUGCGGCGGCGCGAGGACGGCACGGAGCUGAGAGGCCGCGUGGUGGAGACCGAAGCCUACCUGGGCGGGGAGGACGAGGCGUCGCACUCGGCGGGUGGCAAGCGCACGGAGAGGAACGCGGCCAUGUUCAUGAAGCCCGGCACCAUUUACGUGUACCCCAUCUACGGCGUGUACCUCUGCAUGAACGUGUCCAGUGAAGGCGAUGGCGCCGCCGUGCUGCUGCGCUCGCUGGAGCCGCUGCAGGGCCACGCCGUCAUGAGGCAGCUGAGGGCCGCCAGACGCAAAGACGGGGCCCGGGCCCUCAAGGACAAGGAGCUCUGCAACGGCCCCUCGAAACUGUGCCAGGCCCUGGACGUCCCGCGCCACUUCGACCGGCGGGACCUGGCGUCCGACCCGGAGGUGUGGCUAGAGGACGCGGAUGUCGCCGCCCGCGAAGGGAUCGUGGUGGAGGCGCCGCGUGUCGGCGUCGAGUCCCACGGGGAGUGGGCCAAGAAGCCGCUGCGCUUUUAUAUCCGUGGGAACGCCUGCGUUAGCGUGCUGGAUAAAGCGGCGGAAAGACGAGAGAAUCCGUCCAACCUACGCUGUCAAACUUUAUGUAACCGUACACAAAAGGAUUAAAGUACUGAGACGCAGAUGCUGAAUCAAUUCAUU